Messenger RNA from Geodia barretti, 438 nucleotides. The record is from the annotation of a GenBank genome assembly. Lineage: Eukaryota; Metazoa; Porifera; Demospongiae; Tetractinellida; Geodiidae.
AUGGGCAGCGCCUCCGACGAGCCCGUGGUGAAGGAGACGCUAGAAGUCCUGGAGCAAAUGCAAGUAGAUUAUGAAGUCCGGGUUAUGUCGGCCCACCGGACGCCUGAACGGGUGCAGGAAUACGCCACCACAGCCCGCGACCGGGGGAUAGAGGUAUUGAUUUCCGCUGCCGGCGGUUCCGCCGCCUUGGGUGGAGUCCUGGCCUCCUGGUGUACUUUGCCGGUCAUUGGCAUACCCCUGGCAUCCAGCGAACUUAACGGCUGGGACUCACUAUUGGCAACGUCGCAGAUGCCCCCGGGAAUACCGGUCGCCUGCAUGGCCGUUGGAGCUUGGGGAGCAAGAAACGCAGCCUUCUUUGCCGCCGAAAUCUUGGGCCUCCGACACGAACACAUCCGGGAAGCCUACGAGAACUACCGGAAGCAGCUGCGGGAGCGCUAG